Molecule: messenger RNA, 581 nt
Organism: Dinoponera quadriceps
Lineage: Eukaryota; Metazoa; Arthropoda; Insecta; Hymenoptera; Formicidae
Gene: Cby
Product: protein chibby homolog 1
Exons: 4
Coding region: 137-526 (129 amino acids)
Source: RefSeq, a predicted model, not a curated record
UGUAAACAAACAUGAUCUAUUUCGCGUACACUCCAAAAUUCAACUACAUAUUAAAAUGUAUUUGUACAUAAAGUAUUUCUGAUGUACUCUAAUAGAUUUUAGUAGAGUCAUACGACGAAGAGUGCGACGACGCGCGAUGCCUUUAUUCUCUAAUAAAUUCUCUCCCAAAAAAACACCGACUAGGAAGGCAUCGGUUUUCUUGGCAAAUAAAAAUUUAAGUCCUAAACGAAUAGAAAAGGAACUUGGUGCAGAAGUGGGACCUAUACGUAUUCAUCUUGGAGAUCAAGAAGCUGUCUUUGAGUCAGGAAUUUGGAUUCCAGAAUCUGGUAAAGUAGGCAGCACUUUUAAGGAAAACGAGAAACUAAAAAAGGAAGUGAAACGAUUAGAAGAGGAGAAUAACUUGUUGAAAUUAAAGUUUGACGUACUAUUAGACAUGUUAACUCAAACAACUGCCGAGGCUCAUUCACAAAAAGAAGAAUUGGAGAAACUAAAGAAUAAUUUUCCUCACAAGAGACUAGUGACCUAACUCAAUAUAAAUAUUAUUAUAUUUAUCCUUAGAAACUCUCUAAAUAGUAUUUAUA